Amphibalanus amphitrite is the source of this 8083-nucleotide messenger RNA. RefSeq lists its product as uncharacterized. Gene Ontology annotation, molecular function: nucleic acid binding; zinc ion binding. The record is from RefSeq and is a predicted model, not a curated record. Gene Ontology annotation, biological process: DNA integration. The coding region runs from base 1185 to 7004 and encodes 1939 amino acids. NCBI's taxonomy places the organism in Eukaryota, Metazoa, Arthropoda, Thecostraca, Balanomorpha, Balanidae. The transcript is spliced from 2 exons.
GUUUAUGGUCUCCAUUUGGUUUUGGUUUAUAUUCUCCUGUCCUUUCCUGUCCCAUUGUGAGCCCAUCGGCCCGUCUUGUUGAGCGAGCUGUAGGAAACGGAGAGCCAGUAGAGGGCUCUGCUGUCUGGUUGCAGCCAGAGGUAGGGGGCAGCACGGAGCACGGGUUGAGACGCUGAUUGGUACUUUGGUACUUGCAGGGCACUAAAGAGUUGGUACUUGUGUAAUGUGGAAUGUGAAUGUGGAAUUGCGUCGUGUCGAAUGGUUAGCCAAAUACUCAUGUUAAAAUGCGUUAAAUUUAUGAUUCGCGUGAUAUCUCAUGUGAUGCAUAGGAGCCUUUUGCAUUCAGAGAAAGACCUAUUAUAAUGGACACGGUACUUAGUGUGGUACUGGAAAUAGUGCUGGUACUCAUACGCCAACACGUCAGAUUUGGUAACCGCCCAUUUCAUGCCGCAUUUUGGUUCUUGGAAAGCGUUUGAAGUAUAAGAAGGCGAUAGCGUUCAGGCGUGAAGAAUAUGUCUGCAGGUGGAUAAUGUUGAAACCUUGCUUACUUGCUUACUUUGGCCUGCUUGGAUGCUUGUGAAGCUGGAGUCACAAUACAGAGGCCAACUAUCAAGUUGCACGAGUUUUGCACCACCAGACUGCCGAGUUUUGGAGACGCCUGGAGGCUACAGUUUCAACAUCACCUUCAUCUUCAGUUGAGUUCGGAGCAGCACGCCCAGCCAAGCUGACCUGCAGCAAGUUCGUCUCGCACUCUGAGGUCAGGUCACUGUGCUGCCAUAUGGUUUCUUGGGGUCAGCCAGUGGACUAUUGUGGUGUGUGAUGGCUUUAUGCAGGGGUCAGCUGGUUUGAGGCCCUGUUUUGAUUGGAUAAUAGCAGUUUGGUCAGACUAAACAACUUGUAAUAUGUCUGUGAAUUUGGUUGACAAAGCUGUUGGUGAUUUGUUUUGUAGUCAAGGGAAGCAGUAGUUUAACCUGGAAUAGGCAGGUUGAAUUUGAUUGCGUAUUGAUGUUUUUGGAUUAGGCUGCAAACUGUGCAUGCUUGGUUUGAAGGUUGCGCAGCACUGAGCUGAUUGGUUGCGUUGAUGAUUUUUGGUUUAUGUGGCUGAGGUUUGUGGUUUUGUAAGAUUCCUUCAUAUUCCUUGCCUGAGAUUUGGAAUUGCCUAUCCUAUUUUCCUGUACAUUACCAUGGCCCUACCACUGCUAGCAGCCAUUCAAGGUCUUCGAAUCUCAGAACUGAAGGUUGAGCUUGAGAAUCGUAACCUAGACAGCAGGGGAAACAAAGCUGCUUUGGUUGAUCGUCUUUAUGUUGCUAUGGAGAAGGAAGGUGUACAGCCAGAACAGGUUAUGCAACUGAAGAAGGGUCUAUCUGUAGAGACGAGGACCAAAGAGGAUGGGGCUGAACCACAAGAUGAGACCAAGUCACAAGAAAAUGCAGUCAAACUUCAAGAUGUGACCAGAGCACAAGAAGAUGUAACCACAGUACAGAAUGUGAUUACAAAACCUGAACAUGCAACAGAGACACCAGAAAAGCUGGCCAGACAAGCUGAUGGUGUGACCUUACCACUGCCAGACGUCCGUCCAGAAGACAGUGCCUCACAGCAAGGAUCCAGGACAUCUCGUCGUUCAAACCGGUCCAGCACUGUAAGAUCAGUUCGGAGUGCUGCCAAAGAGGAACACAUGAAGUCAGCCGCAAGAAAGGCAGGAAUCUUAGCCAAGAUGGAAGUCCUAAAGGAGCAAGCUACCCAGGAAGCUAAACUACAAGAGCUUAUAAAAGAGAUGGAGUUCAACAAGCAGCAAGGCUUGUUGAUGGCGCAGUUGGCAGAGGAGGAAGCUCAGCAGCAGGUUUACGAGCAGUGUGGAAGGAGUGAGGUUGGGUCACUUCACAGUUCCCAGGGUCUGCCAACCCGACCCUCACCUCAGGUAUUGAAUCCACAGGCCUCCGUCUUCCAGCCUCAGGGAAACCACGCAGAAGCGAGCCAGAAAGGCCAAGUGAUGGAGGAAAGGUACAAGGAGUCUGAAGCGCACUGGCAGAUGGCUCAUCUACCCCCAGCGGAAAUAAUUAAGUUUCAGGGCGAUUCAAGCGAGUAUUUUUCCUUCAUCCGCUCAUUUGACAGCCGAAUUGGAAAGAAGGCUAUAUCUGAGGAGGAAAAACUGUUCUACCUCCAGCAGUUUACUGAAGGUCGGCCGAGGGAGUUGGUCCGUGGUUGUCUUCACAUGCCGCCCAGCAAGGCCUAUCAAGAGGCGAGAAGACUGUUGCACAAGAAGUAUGGAAACGAGGACAAAAUCAGUGCAGCCCACGUAGAAAAGCUUUUGUCUUGGCCAAACAUAAAACAAGACAACCUGGAAAACCUUGAGAACUUCUCUGUCGCGCUAAUGGUAUGUGAGAGCGUGAUGUCAGACAUGCCCGCCGGCAUGCGGGAAACGGACCACCCGCGAACUCUUCGCAAGCUGGUUGAAAAGCUGCCCUUCCCGAUGCACGACCGUUGGAGAAGACUGGCCGACUCAGUCAUGGAAAACCAGCAUCGGCGAGUGACGUUCUCAGACCUGGUGGCGUUUGUUGAUAAGGAGACCAGGGUGGCAACAAACUCACUCUUCGGACGACAAGUGAUGAACACAUCGAAGGUGAUUCCAAAGGAAACCAGGAUGACUCCUAAGGAUACUCAGCGUCAGAAGCCGAAGUACGGACUAGCGACUGCUGUACAAGUUCCCGCUGGCUGCGCUUUCUGCAAGGAAGGACACUCUUUGGAAGACUGUGAAGCACUCAAGCAGAAGGACCUAAAUUCCCGAAGAGACUUCAUCAAAGAAAAUAGGCUAUGCUUCGGAUGCCUGAAGAAAGGACAUGUCGCGAAGAAAUGUCAGCAAAGAAGUACCUGUAAGGUCUGUGGUGGAAGACACGUCACGUUGCUGCACGAGGAAAGAAGCCAGAAAGAUCCUCAGCACCGACAGACUCCUGAAAAACCUCAGGAAGCCCCAUCUGUGAAGACGUGCCGAGUACAGCACUCCAAAUGGAACACAGGCUUGGCAGUCGUACCUGUGAUAGUCAAGUCAUGGAAGAAGUCAGUAACUACACAUGCUCUUCUAGACAGUGGCAGCACUGCGUCCUUCUGCCAGGAAUCUCUGCUGCAGAAGCUGGGACUCGAGAACAAGAGUAAGAAGAAGCUGUCCCUGACAACAGUUUGCAAGGAUCAAGUCGAGAUUGAGAGUCAGAUCAUCACUGGGCUCGAAGUAGGUGACAUCGAUGGACAGCAUACCCUCCAGCUGCCAGCAGUCUACAGCCUAGAGAAGGUACCGGUCGAUGUGAACGACAUACCAAGACAAGAAGAUGUCAGCCGUUGGCCGUACCUGAGUGGUGUGAAUCUGUCGAGCUUGGAUGCACCAGUCGAAUUGAUGAUAGGCAACAAUGUCCCACUGGCGAUGGAGCCGUGGGAGGUGAUCCAUAGCCAGGGAGGAGGGCCUUUUGCCACCAGGACACUCUUGGGAUGGGCUAUCAACGGUCCUGUUCGACAUGAAGGAAGAGGGCUGGUGAAGGCAAACCGAGUCAAAGUAGAAAACGUUGAAGACAUCGAGGACAUGAUGAUCCAGAUGUACAACGCAGAGUUUACUGAGAAACUCUCAGACAGCUCGAAAGGACCUUCGAUUGAAGACAAGAUGUGGCAGAAGAAGGUAGAGGAAACCAUCACGUUCACGGAAGGACACUACGAGAUAGGUCUUCCUCUGCGAGACAAGGACACUCAGAUGCCAAACAACAGGAACAUGGCGCUGCGGCGACUCUCCACCAUCCAGAAGAAGAUGGAGAAGCAGCCGAAGUUCAGAGAGGACUACACUACUUUCAUGAACAACGUGCUAGAAGAGGGCUACGCCGAGGAGGUGCCCGAGGAGAGCCGAGGAAGAGCGGAUGGGCUGGUAUGGUACAUGCCCCACCAUGGAGUCUACCACCCUCACAAGCCUGACAAGAUUAGGGUUGUGUUUGAUUGUGCGGCUAAGUCUGACGGUGUGUCGUUGAACGACAAGCUUUUGCAAGGCCCAGAUCUGGCAAACUCCUUAGUUGGAGUCCUACUACGCUUCCGCGAAGAACCAGUAGCCUUCAUGGCAGAUGUGAAGUCCAUGUUCUACCAAGUAAAGGUUCCAGAGUCUGAAAGAGAUCUGUUGAGGUUUCUAUGGUGGCCUGGGGGCGAGAUCAACGAAGAACCAAAGGAGUACCGCAUGACCGUCCACAUAUUUGGAGCUGUCUCAUCCCCAAGCUGCUCAAACUUCGCGCUAAGACGGACUGUCGAAGACCACCAGGAUGACUUCAGUGAAAAGGCACUGGAGACUGUCAAGAAGGCGUUCUACGUGGACGACUGUCUCCAGUCGGUGUCGUCAAUCGAGACGGCGAAGUCGCUGGCGUCAGAGGUACAGGCUCUGUGCGCCAAAGGAGGUUUUCAUCUGCACAAGUAUGUGUCCAACAGGGAAGGAGUUCUCGACAAGAUACCGAAAGAAGAUCGAGACGAAGGUUCUUCUAAGAAAGGACUUCACUUGGAAGAAGCGACAAGCGUCAAGAAAGCACUGGGUAUCAAAUGGAACCUGGAGCAGGAUACCUUCAGCUUCUGUGUCAGGGCAAGAGAGAUGAAAGUGACCAGAAGAGAGAUUCUUUCUGUCAUCAGUGGAGUGUUUGACCCUUUGGGCUUUGUGGGGCCAUUCAUUCUUACUGGUAAGAAGAUCCUACAGGAGCUGUGCGCCAUGAAACUUGGUUGGGAUGAAGACGUCCCGGAAAGUCAAGCUCUGAUCUGGACCAAGUGGCUAAAGGACCUGCCGAAGCUGGAAGCGUUGGAAGUGGCAAGGUGUCUGAAGCCAGCGAGGUUAGGAUCGAUCGUCUCAAGACAGCUACAUCACUUCAGCGACGCGAGCACAGUGGGUUAUGGUGUAGUGUCAUACCUGCGUCAGACGGAUGACAAAGGGCAGGUACACUGUAUGAUCCUCAUGGCGAAGUCGAGGGUCGCGCCGCUCAAGAAGAUGACCGUACCUCGAAUGGAGCUGGCUGCCGCAACAGUUGCAGUGCGACUACAUGCGAUGAUCACAAAGGAACUUGAGAUCCCUAUAGACGAUGCUACCUUUUGGACGGAUAGUUCGACAGUGUUACGGUACAUCAACAACGAGGGGACAAGAUACCAGACGUAUGUCACGAACCGGUUGGCGGUUAUCAGGGACGAAUCUGCACCAGCGCAAUGGAGAUUCGUUAAGUCGGAAGAUAACCCAGCGGACGACGCCUCGAGAGGGCUUAUGGCGGGUGAUCUUCUAGAGAACAACAGGUGGUUCCAUGGUCCAGCUUUUCUGGGGAAAGAAGAGUCUGAGUGGCCUCGUCCGCCUGAAGGACUUGAAGACACACAAGAAGCUACAAGAGAUGCUGAUGUGAUUCGGCCUGCUGUGGUUGGCUCGGUCUGCUUUGCUGAGGACGCACAGCCUAAUCCGACAGAUCGGCUUCUGUACCACUAUUCAGACUGGCUCAGACUCACAAAGGCAGUGGCAUGGUUGCUGCGCUUCAAGAAGUACCUGAUGGCGAAGAGAAUGACGACAGGAGCAGCAAGGGAAGGACCGGUCACUCGAUCCCAGGCUCGGGAUAGGGAAAGGUCUGCUUGUCGGUUGUCAGUGGCCGAACUUGAAGAAGCGGAAAAAGCCAUUCUCCGGCGAGUGCAGGAGAGUACGUUCGCAUCGGAACUACAAGCGCUGAAGCCUCAGUGUUCUGAUGGAGAGACCAGGCAAGAUCCAGUGGACCGGGCGGUGAAGAGAAGAAGUCCUCUGCGGCAGUUGGAUCCCAUGCUAGAGGACGGACUAUUGAGAGUCGGUGGCCGUUUAGCCAUGGCCCCACUGGAUUCCAAAGCAAGAAAUCCAGUCAUACUGCCCGCACGCCACCCUGUCUCAGAGUUGAUUGUACGGCAUGUUCACCAACAGGUGGGCCAUCAAGGAAGAGAACAUACAUUGGCGGCGCUACGUGAAACUUUCUGGCUGAUUCACGGCAACUCGGAAGUGCGCCGGGUCCUGAGGCAAUGCAAGCAUUGCAUAAGACGGCAAGCACGACCAGAAGAACAGAAGAUGGCAGAUCUGCCCCCAGAGAGGGUAACUCCAGAUCAGCCGGUUUUCAGCAGUGUCGGUGUUGAUCUGUUCGGUCCGUUUGUGACGAAGAGGGGCAGAGCCUCGGUCAAACGGUACGGGGUAAUUUUUACUUGCCUAGCCACUCGAGCCAUCCAUAUUGAGUUGGCGGACUCAAUGUCAACGGAUUCUUUUAUUAAUGCGUUACGACGAUUCACAGCGAGACGAGGGCCAGUCCGGAUGAUCAGGUGCGACAACGGGACAAAUUUUGUCGGAGCCGAAAAGGAGCUUCGCAAGGAACUUGAGCACCUAGAACAAGAUCGCGUACACAAGAAAUUGCUUGAAAGCAAGAUUGACUGGAUUUUUAACCCCCCAGGAGCCUCCCAUUUCGGUGGGGUUUGGGAGAGGCACAUUCGGAGCAUCAGGAAGAUACUCAAUUCCCUCCUGACCAGCCACACCCUUGACGACGACGGCCUCACCACUCUCCUGUGUGAGAUCGAGAGUAUCUUGAACAGUAGACCACUGACGACGGUGUCAGCAGACCCGAGAGAUUGUGAGCCGCUUACACCGAACCACUUGCUGCUUUUUCGCGGAGGUCAUGUCACGCCUGGAGUCUUCUCCGAAUUUGACCUGCAUGGUAAGAGAUGGCGCAAAAUGCAGUAUCUCGCGGACUGUUUCUGGACGAGGUGGAGGCGGGAGUACUUGCCGCUCCUCCAAAGGAAGCAGAAGUGGAACAGUGUCCGAAAAAACCUGGAACCAGGAGAUGUGGUCCUGGUGAUGGACGAGACACUCCCGAGAGGCCAGUGGCCACUUGGAAAAGUUGCUGAAGUGACGAAGGACCAGAAAGGUCUCGUGAGGCAAGUAGUGGUGAGAAGAGGAACUUCAACGUUCCGUCGACCAGUGUCGAAGCUGGUGAAGCUCGUGAGCGGCGAGGACUGAGCACUACGUGGCUGAGGAAGACGAAGUUCAUUUUUAUUUAAGAGUGCAGUGUUGAAUCGGAGAUGAUUCAAGGAGGAGGGUGUAAACGCCGGAAGCGUUUAUGGUCUCCAUUUGGUUUUGGUUUAUAUUCUCCUGUCCUUUCCUGUCCCAUUGUGAGCCCAUCGGCCCGUCUUGUUGAGCGAGCUGUAGGAAACGGAGAGCCAGUAGAGGGCUCUGCUGUCUGGUUGCAGCCAGAGGUAGGGGGCAGCACGGAGCACGGGUUGAGACGCUGAUUGGUACUUUGGUACUUGCAGGGCACUAAAGAGUUGGUACUUGUGUAAUGUGGAAUGUGAAUGUGGAAUUGCGUCGUGUCGAAUGGUUAGCCAAAUACUCAUGUUAAAAUGCGUUAAAUUUAUGAUUCGCGUGAUAUCUCAUGUGAUGCAUAGGAGCCUUUUGCAUUCAGAGAAAGACCUAUUAUAAUGGACACGGUACUUAGUGUGGUACUGGAAAUAGUGCUGGUACUCAUACGCCAACACGUCAGAUUUGGUAACCGCCCAUUUCAUGCCGCAUUUUGGUUCUUGGAAAGCGUUUGAAGUAUAAGAAGGCGAUAGCGUUCAGGCGUGAAGAAUAUGUCUGCAGGUGGAUAAUGUUGGUGAGUGUUAUCGUCUCUAGCGAUAAAGAGACGCUUAAUUGUUAUCAAUAUUAGUAUUCAUUGCGCUGCAUUGUUACAAACUGGAUCUGAGAAAUGCGCCGAUUUGUGUCCAUUUUUGCGUAUGUGUUUAAUCGCGAAUAUUCUGCAGGAUUGCAGUGCAGCACUGAAUAAGUUUGUCUGUUAUAAGGCCAGAAACAUUCUCUCAGUGUUCAGGCCAUUUAAGGCGAUUUGAUUGCAGUGGGAGAGCGACACUCGUACGACCUUGACCUUGGCCGCGCCAUAUUCGUCUUGAGUUCUGUGUUUGCCCCCCCCCCCCAUUGCCCUGUUUGUCUUUCGUUUCUGCUUUAUUAAUUUUGAUGUAUCCUUUCAGAAACCUUGCUUACUUGCUUACUUUGGCCUGCUUGGAUGCUUGUGAAGCUGGAGUCACAAUACAGAGGCCAACUAUCAA